AUGUUUAGGGUUUCCAAAAGAAGACGACAAACAGACACCACGAAGAAAGGAGAUGAAGAGCACAACCAUGAAGAAGAAAGAUGGGGAGAUUUUCGUAUCCCUCUCGAUCUUAUCGUGGAGAUACUCAAGAAACUACCGUCAAAGUCACUUGUGAGGUUCCGAAGCGUCUCAAUGGAAUGGUCAAGCAUUAUCGGCAGCCGUAGAGACUUCAUCGACUCGAUCGUGACUCGAUCUUCAGCUCAGUGGCCCCUUUUAAUAUUACACCAUACAGGGCCCGAAGCUUUCUUCACUGUCUCGUCCACUUUCCCUCAGACAACCAAACAUGCAGUAUCGAUCCCUGGAUCAGAUUCAGUUGGCUAUUCAGGCCAUUCGUUCGAGUAUAUAUACGCCCGAGGAUUGAUCUGUUGUUAUUCGCCAGUAUCUCACUUGGUUACUAUAUACAACCCUACCACGAGGCAGUCCGUUCCUUUACCAGAGAUCGUCAAACCACCAGUGACACAGUUCCUAUAUCACCAUUCUCACUGCCACUUUGGAUACGACCCUGUCACGAAUCAAUAA
Molecule: messenger RNA, 558 nt
Organism: Microthlaspi erraticum
Lineage: Eukaryota; Viridiplantae; Streptophyta; Magnoliopsida; Brassicales; Brassicaceae
Source: the annotation of a GenBank genome assembly